UUAAAAAUAAUUGAUUAUACAUAUUUGAAGUAAUUUAUAACAAUGGGAAAUUGUUGAGCUGCACCCAAAAAUAUGCAAAGUGAGUCUUCGAAGAAUUCGAGUGUCAUUCAAAAACAGUUGUCAUCAGACAUGGAAAAUAACGCGAAUAGCACCUUCGUGUCAGAUAGCCCUUCCAAACAAGAUUCAGUGUCGAAGCAUGAGCCUGUUGAGAAGCUGAGACUAGAUUCAUUUGAAAAAAUUUAGACAAAUAGGCGAAGGUUCCUAUGCAAAGGUAUUCCUUGUGAAGAAAGUUGACUCUGAAGAAUACUUUGCUAUGAAAGAGUUAAAAUAAAGUAAGAAUCUGUGACCAGAGAUCGAAGGAACGAGUCUUGACUGAAAGAAAUAUUAUGAAAACAAUGAUUCAUCCUUUUAUUGUCCAAUUACAUUAUUCCUUCCAAACUGAUGAUAAGCUCUAUUUUAUCCUAGAUUUGCUCAAUGGGGGAGAUCUUUUUCAUCAUAUCGCUACCUCAGGUAAAUUCAAGGAAAAAUAGAGUAAAAUUUUAUGCAGCUGAGCUAGUUCUUGCUUUAGAUUUCCUUCAUAGGCAUGACAUUGUCUACAGAGAUCUGAAACCUCAAAAUAUAAUAAUAGGAAAAGAUGGUCAUGUGAAGCUCACCGACUUUGGUCUUUCGAAGGAUAACUUCUCAGAAGAUCAAGAGCAUACUAUUUGCGGUACCAUAAAAUACAUCGCACCUGAAGCUAUAGCUGGGCACCCAUACAAUCACAUGGUUGAUUGGUGGAGUCUCGGAAUCAUAAUUUACCGGAUGUUGACGGGUAAGCUUCCAUACCCAACUACUAAAAAUCACGAAGUUAAAAUUUUUAUUGUCAAAUGUAAGAUCAAAAUCAGCAAGCGCAAGUUUUCAAGAUCAGCUUAUGACCUUCUCACUAAGUUACUUGUAAAAAAUCCUGAGCAUCGGCUCGGAGCUUGAGGUAUUGAAGAGAUAAUGUCUCAUCCAUUUUUCAAGGAUAUAAAUUGGGAGAAACUAUACAAUAAAAAGAUCAAAUCAGAGACAGAUAUGAAGCUGAUCCCGAAAGAUAUGAUUGAUAAGGACAUUGAAGGCAGCUCGAUGGAUGAUAAUGAUUUCAAGGCUGGAAAUAUGCUCGGUCAGACAUUUGAAAACUUCACUUACACUAAAGACCAGCUCCUUGAAGUUUGUCCUCGGGAAACUGAGAUCUAGUAAUACCACGAUAUAUAUUUUU
Messenger RNA from Moneuplotes crassus, 1237 nucleotides. NCBI's taxonomy places the organism in Eukaryota, Ciliophora, Spirotrichea, Euplotida, Euplotidae. The record is from the annotation of a GenBank genome assembly.